CUCUCAUACUCAUUGCUACAAAAAACUCAAUCUUCCUAUUAAUUUUCAAUCUCACGUACUCGGCCACCCAUAGCUUCAAAAAUCACUCUUAAUCUACAUAUGGAAAAUGUUUGCUUUUACUGCUUGCUACUUCUUUUAGUGAGCCUUGGUUGCACCUCAUCCAUUAUUAGUGGCGCCACUGCCACUAGUGCACCCAACACCGCGGUAGACUUCAUCAAAGCCUCCUGCAAAAGUACCCUGCAUCCUGCCCUCUGUGUAACCUGUCUCUCUAGAUAUGCUGCUUCUAUUCGGGAGAGUGAUCACCACCUCGCCCAAGCAGCCAUUUCAGUCAGCCUCAACCACGCCAAGUCAGCAUCCGCUUUCAUUUUGCGCAUCCGUAGUAGUAGUAGUGGUGGAUCAAUGAUAAAGCACAGAGAAUACCAAGCCGUGAAAGACUGUGUGAGCACCAUAGCCAACAGUGUUGCAAGUCUAAGCCGGUCGGUUCAGGAGUUUCAAAAGAUUAUGGCAGAUGGUCAGGAUUUCGAAUGGCACAUGAGCAACGUUGAAACUUGGGUCAGUUCAGCCCUUACCAACCAAAACAUAUGUGGCAGGGGAUUUGCUAAUUCCAUGAUGAAUGGGCAUGUGAAGGAUAUGGUCACCAAGAGGAUGGUCUAUGUUUCACAAGUCACUAGUAAUGCUCUUGCUUUAGUCAACAGGUUUGCUGCAAGGCACAGAAGUUAAUUAAGGCAAUUCAUUCAUUAUGCGGCCAUAACUGUUGUCUAUCAUCAUGUUUAAAACAAAUUAAUAUAAUACUCCUUCAAAGAGGCCUUGGAAUUCUACUGUACUAUAUAUAGAUCGAUAGUUAAUU
Messenger RNA from Erigeron canadensis, 847 nucleotides. Its product is annotated as pectinesterase inhibitor 11-like. Gene Ontology annotation, molecular function: enzyme inhibitor activity. Gene Ontology annotation, biological process: negative regulation of catalytic activity. The record is from RefSeq and is a predicted model, not a curated record. Lineage: Eukaryota; Viridiplantae; Streptophyta; Magnoliopsida; Asterales; Asteraceae. The transcript has a single exon. Bases 100 to 720 code for a protein of 206 amino acids.